AUGGGACAAAAUGAAGCUCGUAAAUUGAAUCACCAGGAAGUUGUGGAAGAAGAUAAAAGACUUAAGUUGCCUGCAAACUGGGAAGCCAAAAAGGCUCGUUUAGAAUGGGAACUGCAGGAAGAAGAAAAGAAAAAGGAGUGUGCAGCAAGAGGGGAAGACUAUGAGAAGGUGAAGUUGCUGGAGAUCAGUGCAGAAGAUGCAGAAAGGUGGGAGAGGAAAAAGAAAAGGAAAAAUCCUGACCUGGGAUUUUCAGAUUAUGCUGCUGCCCAGUUACGCCAAUAUCAUCGGUUGACAAAGCAGAUCAAACCUGACAUGGAAACCUAUGAACGACUGAGGGAAAAACAUGGAGAAGAGUUUUUUCCGACGUCCAACAGCCUCCUUCAUGGGACACACGUGCCUUCCACAGAGGAGAUUGACAGAAUGGUCAUGGACCUGGAGAAACAGUGAGUCCUCAGAGCAGCCUGCCUGUUAGCUGCUAAGUGACAGGAUGGGCUUGGUGUGUGUCUCAGGCCGUUGUGCUUUGAGAGAGUUAAAUAGAAACAACACUUGCUCUUGUCUGGCCUGGGUCCGCAGCGGUUUUGAGGAUGGGCAGCCAUGUGGAUUCAGUCCCCACGAUCUGGAAUAGAGAUGCGCACGUUGAUGGAAUGGGACCAUCAUGUGUCGGCUCUCCAUCACUGGGACAAAAAGUUGAGACAAGUUACAAGGAGGAAAGGUUUAUUUUGGCUCACGUUUCCGAGGUUUUAGUCCACGGUUGCUGGCCUGUUGCUCUGGGUUGUGGCAGCUGGUGAUGAUGGAGGCCCACGUGAUGAUGGAGGCCCACAUGAUGCAGGAGCCUCUUCACCUCAUGGGGGAGGCAGCGAGGUGCGAGUGAGAAGGAAAGGGCUGGGAUCUUGGUGUCCCUUCAAGGGCACACCAGGUGACCUGACUUUUCCAGCCAAGCCCCCCCUUGUGAGAGAUUCCACCUCCUCCCAGAAGCACUGUAGGCGAGUGCCAGGCUUUCCCCACGAGGGGCUUCGGGGGGCGUUCCAGGCCCACCCUUCAGCAGUUAAGAGUCAGAGGAGGAAGAGCUAAAGAAAAUGAUUUCAAGAGAUUUCACUGUAACACCCGCUGCACUAUAUGUUGGAAGAAACGAGAGCGUCCUGUGAAUGUGCCGCAGUUCUAUUUGUUUCAUUUACUUUGUUUUUGAAUAUUUUUAGCUGUAGUUGGACACAAUACCUUUAUUUAUUUAUUUCUGUGUGCUGC
Ictidomys tridecemlineatus (thirteen-lined ground squirrel) is the source of this 1242-nucleotide messenger RNA. The record is from RefSeq and is a predicted model, not a curated record. NCBI's taxonomy places the organism in Eukaryota, Metazoa, Chordata, Mammalia, Rodentia, Sciuridae.